This is a messenger RNA of Chaetomium globosum CBS 148.51, 1170 nucleotides long. RefSeq lists its product as uncharacterized. The transcript is spliced from 3 exons. Gene Ontology annotation, cellular component: fungal-type vacuole membrane. Bases 1 to 1170 code for a protein of 389 amino acids. Gene Ontology annotation, biological process: transmembrane transport. The record is from RefSeq and is a predicted model, not a curated record. NCBI's taxonomy places the organism in Eukaryota, Fungi, Ascomycota, Sordariomycetes, Sordariales, Chaetomiaceae. Gene Ontology annotation, molecular function: transmembrane transporter activity.
AUGGCGCAACCUUCCGCCGUUGUUGAAAGCUUCCAGCAUUCUCUCAGCGUAAACACAGAGAACGAGUACAAUGUUGGACAGAGCGAGGACGAGAAUACACCAAACGAGAACACCGAGUCCCAAGCGCGAAAUGGCGACUCCUGUUUGCCGCCCGUCGACCGGGGGAAGGAUGCGUGGCUGUUUUUAGCCGCUUGUUAUGUCAUUGAAGCUGUAACAUCCGGGAAUCAUGUAUCUGGCGACGCCAUUCGUGCUUACCAUAUGCCGCCUGUACCCUCGCUGGGCCCGAUGGUCCACGCUUGCCGGACUCUUCCUGGCGUGUCUGUCUCUGGGGGCCAGCUCAUUCUGCAACAGCGCGCUUCAGCUCAUCGGGGUCCAGGGAGUGCUCUUCGGCGUCGGUGGGCUUUGCUCGAUAGUCUUGGGUUCCGGACAGCCUUGAGAAUCUCAGCCGGCAUCCUCUUUGCGUGCUCGGCUCCUCUGGCUUUCUACGUUAAGCCCAGACUCCCGUACUUCGCGAAUCCCCACAACGUUAAAAAGCCCUUCGACAUGCGGUUCGUCAUGCCCAGGCGGUUUGUCCUCCACCAAACGUCGAACGUGGUUGAGGCAACGGGCUACUUCCUCCCGGGCAUUUACCUACCAACCUACGCCCGCGAGACCUUCGGCACUUCAACGUUUAUGUCCGCGCUGACGCUUAUGCUGAUCAACAUCUCCGCGACGGCCGGCCUCGCCAUCAUGGGCUCCAUGACCGACCGGCUGUACGUCACGACUUGCAUGAUCAUCUCGGCGGUGGGCGCAUCCGUCUCUGUUUUGGUGGUCUGGGGGCUGGCGAAAUCUCUUCCUGUCCUGUACGUGUUCUGCGUCUUGUACGGCAUAUCGGCCGGGUCCUGGGCAUCGACCUGGCCGGGAAUCAUGAAGGAGGUGUCGCAGAACAGUGAGGAGGAGGGGUACGGCCACAUUGACCCGGGCAUGGUGCAGGGUCACCUUUGUGUUGGGAGGGGAGUCGGGAAUGUCAUUUCCGGGCCCUUGAGUAAUGCUCUCAUUAGGGGUAUGCCGUGGAAAGGGCAAGUCAUGGGAGGGUAUGGAACUGGCUAUGGCGUGCUGAUCGCGUAUACUGGCCUAACGGCUGUGCUGAGUGGCAUGACGUUUCUGUGGAGGCUCCUGGGUCUGCGUUGA